CUUCAACACCAAGAAGUCCAUAUCCGUCCCAAUUCAACGACGACACCCGCUCAAUUGAGCACAACCAUCCAUUCACAAUGCUAUCGCGACAUGCGCCCUCGCCCAAAGUGGUCUCAUCCCUCUCCACCCGCGUCCUCUCAAGCUCAGCGUGCGCUACCUCCAGAAUCGCAAGCUUUGCCCCCUCCCAGCAAACUCGAGGCCUUGCCACCGUCCAAGAUGCUCCCCCUCCACCAAAACGAGUGUACGGCGGCUUGAAGGAUCAGGAUCGUAUUUUUCAGAACUUAUAUGGACAUCACGGUGCCGAUUUGGCAAGUGCGAAGAAGUAUGGAGACUGGCAUAGAACGAAGGAUAUUUUGGCCAAGGGCCAUGACUGGGUAUGCACGGAGUCUUGUUGAUACUUUUGAUAUUUGGCUAUAGGAUAAUGUUGACAAUUGGAACAGAUCAUCUCUGAGAUCAAGGCUUCCGGUCUACGAGGACGUGGUGGCGCUGGAUUUCCUUCCGGAAUGAAAUGGGUAGGUAGCAGAUAUAUCCCGCCAUGGACGCUCGCUGACCUCGGUAGUCCUUCAUGAACUUCAAGGAUUGGGACAAAGACAACAAACCACGAUAUCUGGUAGUCAAUGCUGAUGAGGGAGAGCCAGGAACCUGCAAGGAUCGUGAGAUUAUGCGAAAGGAUCCCCAUAAGUUGAUCGAGGGAUGUUUGGUUGCCGGUCGCGCAAUGAACUGUACUGCUGCAUAUAUUUACAUUCGUGGCGAGUUUUACCAUGAAGCGACCGUCCUUCAGCGCGCAAUUCAGGAAGCCUACAAGGACGGAUUGAUUGGUAAAAACGCUUGUGGUAGUGGCUACGAUUUUGAUGUCUACCUCCAUCGAGGAAUGGGAGCAUAUGUAUGUGGGGAGGAGACUUCUCUCAUUGAGUCCUUAGAGGGAAAGCCUGGAAAGCCCCGUCUAAAGCCUCCGUUCCCAGCUGCCGUUGGCCUUUUUGGAUGCCCAUCAACAGUAGCCAAUGUCGAGACCAUUGCUGUAGCACCAACUAUUUGCCGAAGAGGUGGGAGUUGGUUCGCUGGGUUUGGACGAGAGCGAAAUGCUGGAACGAAACUUUUCUGUAUUUCUGGCCACGUCAACAACCCAUGUACCGUUGAGGAAGAGAUGAGUAUUCCUCUCCGUGAGCUCAUCGACAAGCACUGUGGUGGUGUUCGAGGAGGUUGGGACAACUUGAAGGCUGUCAUUCCUGGUGGAUCAUCUACCCCUAUUCUGCCAAAGAAUGUGUGUGAUGAGCAACUUAUGGAUUUUGAUGCUCUGAAAGACAGCCAGUCUGGUUUGGGUACAGCAGCAGUUAUCGUCAUGGAUAAGAGUACCGAUGUGGUUCGAGCCAUUUCGAGAUUAAGUCACUUUUACAGACACGAAUCAUGUGGUCAAUGUACACCAUGUAGAGAAGGAAGCAAAUGGACGGAACAAAUCAUGAAGCGAUUUGAGAAAGGUCAAGGUAGAGAAAGAGAGAUUGACAUGUUGCAAGAGCUUACAAAGCAGGUGGAGGGCCACACUAUCUGUGGUAAGUUUUCGCAUCACUAGCGAAUUACUCAUCCAUUACUAAUUACAUCGAUAGCGCUCGGUGAGGCUUUCGCAUGGCCCAUCCAGGGUCUUAUUAGACACUUCCGUCCCGAGUUAGAGGCAAGGAUGAAGGAUUUUGCGGAGAAGAAUGGAGGUCCUGCGCUUGCUGGGGGUUGGCAACAUAAUGCCUUGGAGCAAGGCAAGUUGAUUGCGCCGGGGCAGUAGAUGGGAAAUGGGUUUGUAGUGUGAAUAGGGGCAAUCUUGUAUUUAUUGAUAUUGGCAUGAUCACGUUUCCCCCCCCCCUUCAUCUCUCCGUCCGGUCUUGGACUGGCAUUCUCUGUUCCUAUGAGGGAAGAGGGGGUGGAGGAGGUAGUAACGCAAAUUUUCCUUUUGUGGGUAGAGGUAGCUAGCUGGUGGAGCGAUGGUUAAAAUGCAUUUUUUGGUUUAAACUUGGAUUUUAU
Molecule: messenger RNA, 2007 nt
Organism: Hymenoscyphus albidus
Lineage: Eukaryota; Fungi; Ascomycota; Leotiomycetes; Helotiales; Helotiaceae
Source: the annotation of a GenBank genome assembly